Messenger RNA from Candoia aspera, 2226 nucleotides. RefSeq names its product MFSD2 lysolipid transporter B, sphingolipid (gene MFSD2B). Bases 239 to 1855 code for a protein of 538 amino acids. Gene Ontology annotation, biological process: carbohydrate transport. The record is from RefSeq and is a predicted model, not a curated record. NCBI's taxonomy places the organism in Eukaryota, Metazoa, Chordata, Lepidosauria, Squamata, Candoiidae. Gene Ontology annotation, molecular function: symporter activity; sphingolipid intramembrane carrier activity. The transcript has 14 exons. Gene Ontology annotation, cellular component: plasma membrane.
UCUGCAGGCUCUUUCCCGCCCAGAAGACGCGCGACCGGCACGAGGUGAGGCUGGCUUCCUUCUCCGGGGAUCGUCGUACUGAACGGGUCGGGAAGGCUCUGGGCAAACCUGGGGGCAAAACGGCGCGCUUUCCAGUGCUCUCCAAACAAGGCUUCCUCCCGCGACCGGUCCCGCCCCGGAUUAUCAAGUGCCGAACAGCCGGCGGCAGAAAGCUGGAGGGGCUCCUGGCUGAGCUGGGAUGGCAGGUGUCGGAGCAGAAGAUCCGCCGCCGGGGCAACAAGGCGGGCUGCCUCCGAACCCUCCGCUGCAGGUGACCGGCCAGCCCUGCCUCUCUCAAGCGCUGGAGCGGGCCCGGGGGCGCUCGGCCGAAGGGCUCGCUCAUGAAGACAAGCUUUCUGUGUGCAGUAAACUAUGCUAUGGCAUUGGAGGGGCUCCAAAUCAGGUUGCUAGCAGUGCCACCUCAUUCUUUCUGCAAAUUUAUCUCUUGGAUAUUGCUCAGAUUCCUCCAUUUCAGGCCUCUUUGGUGCAGAUCCUUGGCAGAGUGUGCGGAGCAGCUGCAGAUCCUCUGGCAGGCUUUUUUAUUAAUCAAAGCAAAAUGACCAGGUUUGGGCAACUCAUGCCUUGGUUGUUGGGUUGCACACCAUUCACGAUUGUGUCCUAUAUCUUGAUGUGGUUCUUACCUCCCUUCGUAUCAAACCGAAUUCUGUGGUAUCUGACUUUUUAUUGCCUUUUCCAAGCCCUGAGUACACUGUACCAGGUUCCAUAUUCUGCUCUCACCAUGUUUCUGAGCACAGAUCAAGCGGAUCGCGAUUCAGCAACUGCCUACCGAAUGGCAUUUGAAGUUCUUGGAACAUUGAUUGGAGCUACGCUACAUGGUCAAAUAGUUGCCGGUGCUCACACAUCUGAUCAUUGUAGCCAGAAUGAAACUAUUGAGCUGCAACAAAACAGCUCUGAAGUCCUAGAUGUGUCUUAUGGAAGAAAAGUCUACAUGAUUGCAGCUGGACUGGUAGGAGGCAUCUACCUUGUCGGCAUUCUUUCCCUGUUCUUUGGAGUGAAAGAAAAAGUUGAUCCGCACACCUUAAUGCCAGACAAAAAAGUUCCUUUCUUUAAAGGACAAAAGCAUGCAAUGAAGCAUCGACCAUAUUUGAUAUUUACAGCAGCAUUUCUCCUGAUUUUAACAGCAGUUCAGAUUGAACAAGGAAACUUUGUUCUCUUUUGUACUUACGCAGCUGGUCUUCGCAGUCACUUUCAGAAUUUAGUGCUGAUUAUCUUGUCGUCAGCUACAGCAGGCGUUCCAUUCUGGCAAAGAUUUCUGAAGCGUUUUGGAAAAAAAAAAGCAGCGUGCGGAAUAUCAUUGAUGAUUCCUUCAGUAAUCAUGCUGGUGACCAUCCCAAAUGUCUUUGUUGCCUACCUUGUGGCUUUAAUAUCUGGGCUUAGCAUUGCAGCAUCUUUCCUCCUGCCAUGGUCCAUGCUGCCUGAUGUAGUUGACCACUUUCGAAUGCAGAAUCCUCACUUACCAGGGCAUGAAACCAUCUUCUACUCUUCCUUCAUCUUUUUCACAAAGAUGUCAACUGGAAUUGGAAUGGGAAUUUCUUCCUUCAGUCUCCAAUUUGUAGGCUACAAAUCGGGGAUGUGCACACAGUCCAUCCAUGUUGUCAUCACACUGAAAAUCUUGGUUGGUGGAAUUCCAUCCAUCCUGAUACUCUUAGGCUUCUCCAUACUCCUGCUGUAUCCAAUCAAUGAGAAAAGUCAAAAGGAAAUGAAAUAUGCCUUUGAAAAUUCAAGGAGGAAUCACUUGAGCACUGAAAAUUUUGCCGAAGAAAGCACUUCUGUUGGAAAGCCUGAGCAAAAAUAGAAACCCAAUAUUAAUGGAAAUGCAACCAGGGGGCAGCACUUCAGCAUGCUUGAAGGCAUUUAUCUUAUUCCACUGGCGUUUAACCACCAAUGUACCAAGGCUACCUUGAUCAAAAAGAUGAUACUUUGGAGCAUGGCUUGGAGAGCUUGUACAUCUGUAAAACUGUAUUGUGUUGUUCACACACUGUGAAGCCUUGGAAGAGCUAUUUAUAAGAUGCAAUAGGUGGCGCUCUCUCCUUUCAUUUACAGUAUAGUACAUGUUAUAUAGUAUAGAGACAGUUUGGUGUAGAGGGUAAGGGCUAGAAACCAGGAGACCGUGAGUUCUAGUCCCACCUUAGGCACAAAGCCAGCUGGGUGACCCUGGGCCACUCU